Messenger RNA from Funneliformis caledonium, 660 nucleotides. The record is from the annotation of a GenBank genome assembly. Lineage: Eukaryota; Fungi; Glomeromycota; Glomeromycetes; Glomerales; Glomeraceae.
AUGGCUUUACUUGGAUGUUUUACUGUUGCUGCAACAAUUUCUGAAGAUCUUAUAUCUCAAGAUAUUAGAAAAAACCUAUUGCUUGCCUCAAUGAUCCUUGGAUUUAUUCAUUUAACUUUUGAAAUUCAAGAUCCUUGGAAAAUCACAACUACUUAUACUACUUCUGAUCAAGUAGGGUCAACUGAUCCUAAUCCAUUCAUAAUUCAAGCCCCUGAUGAAAAUACAAACUUGUUCAGUGAUUAUGGUACCUCUCUUUUUGCGAUAUAUUUAUUUUUAGCAGGAGAUUCGAGCGCUUUAACCCCAUGGCCAUAUAAAGAUAAUAAAAUACUUGUCUUAUUGAUGGUUUCAUUCUCUUUCUUGGUCGUCAUAUAUCUCAUGAAUUUGUUUAUCGGGUUACUUAAUAACGAGAUCGAAAAGGAUAACAAUAAAGUCUCGUAUUUGUUACAAAAAGCGAGGAUUUUAGCAGAGAUUGAGUUAUUUUACUUACUUCCAUAUCAAAGACGUAGGGAAUCCUGGUUUCCUGAUGUAAUCUAUUAUCAUGCCGAUGUUGAUGUGGUGCGUAGAAGGGUUAAUGAACUAAUUAAGGAUAAUGAAUGGGGUUCUGUUGAAUUUCCAGAGAUGAAUAAAAAACUAUUAGAUCAAAUAAAAAUUCAAAAAUAA